Molecule: messenger RNA, 945 nt
Organism: Tupaia belangeri chinensis (Chinese tree shrew)
Lineage: Eukaryota; Metazoa; Chordata; Mammalia; Scandentia; Tupaiidae
Gene: OR1Q1
Product: olfactory receptor family 1 subfamily Q member 1
Exons: 1
Coding region: 1-945 (314 amino acids)
Biological process (GO): G protein-coupled receptor signaling pathway
Cellular component (GO): membrane
Molecular function (GO): olfactory receptor activity; G protein-coupled receptor activity
Source: RefSeq, a predicted model, not a curated record
AUGAACAAUUCCAACUGGACCAGCAUGUCCCAUUUUGUUCUCUUGGGCAUGUCUACCCACCCAGAAGAGCAGAUCCCACUCUUCCUUCUUUUUCUACUGAUGUACACAAUCAACAUUUCUGGCAACUUCGCCAUCAUCUCAUUAAUCGUUUCUGCUUCAUGCCUCCACACCCCCAUGUACAUCUUCCUCAGUAACCUAGCAUUGGCGGACAUCUGCUUCACAUCCACCACAGUCCCCAAGAUGCUGCAGAAUAUUUUUUCCCCUACAAAAGUCAUUUCCUACAUGGGCUGCUUAGCCCAGACUUAUUUCUUCAUUUGCUUUGCAGCCAUGGAAAACUUUCUCCUGGCUGCGAUGGCCUAUGACAGGUACCUUGCCAUCUGCCACCCUUUCCACCACCCUAUGAUCCUGACCAGAAUGCUAUGUGUGUGGAUAAUAGCUGUGUGCCACAUCCUAUCCCACCUUCAUGCCCUGCUGCAUACCUUUUUCAUGGGCCGGCUGAUCUUUUGUGCAGAUAACAGGAUCCCCCACUUCUUCUGUGACCUCUAUCCGCUGAUGAAGCUCUCCUGUUCCAGCACCCACCUCAAUACCCUGAUGAUUCACACAGAAGGUGUGAUUGUCAUCAACGGUGCACUGGCUUUCAUCAUUGCCUCCUACACCUGCAUCAUCUCAACAGUCCUCCAAAUUCCUUCAGCAAAGGGCAAAUGGAGAACCUUUUCUACCUGUGGUUCCCACCUCACAGUGGUGGCCAUAUUCUAUGGAACACUUACAUGGGUCUACUUCCGGCCCCUUUCCAGCUAUUCAGUGACCACAGGUCGUAUUGUGACAGUUAUGUAUACAGUGGUGACCCCCAUGCUAAACCCCUUCAUCUAUAGCCUGAGAAAUGAGGAUGUCAAAGGAGCCUUCAGGAAGCAAAUCAGCAGAAUACAGGCAACUUUCUUUAGAUAA